Messenger RNA from Cyprinus carpio (common carp), 3062 nucleotides. Its product is annotated as transmembrane and coiled-coil domains protein 2-like. Gene Ontology annotation, cellular component: endomembrane system. NCBI's taxonomy places the organism in Eukaryota, Metazoa, Chordata, Actinopteri, Cypriniformes, Cyprinidae. Gene Ontology annotation, biological process: amyloid precursor protein metabolic process. The record is from RefSeq and is a predicted model, not a curated record.
AUGCUCCGCUGAACUCCCCUCCCCCUCUGCUCAUCUGCUCCGCAGCCUCUUCGAAACACUCCGACAAACACACGGCCGGAGAGACGAGAAAGAAACCUGAGAUACAGGCGAGACAAUGAUGAGAGACACGUAACCGCAGCCGAUAUUGUCUCUAGCAUGAACCAUGACAGACUGGAGCGAGAGAUAGACAGCUAGAGGAGAAGGGGAGGGGUGAACAGACAGAGAGAGAGACAGACGGGAGGGAUAUGGCCCUCUUACACGUCUCUGCAGUCAAGCUGCACACCCUGGACUGAAGACCAUGCUGGAUAAAAGCGAAGUGUCCACUCUCAGUCUGCCGCCCUCCGUGAGCCAUGGCGGGUCAGAUGGGAACAUCAGCGUGGAGGCAGGGUCAGACGGGGCAGGCGGUGAGGUCCAGAGAACACGAGUGGCGCUGGAACACCUGCAGCAGAAGAUCCUGAAGAUCACCGAACAGAUCCGUGUGGAACAGGAGGCCCGUGACGAUAAUGUGGCCGAGUAUCUCAAACUGGCCCACAAUGCGGACAAGCAGCAGGCGUCGCGCAUCAAACAGGUGUUUGAGAAGAAGAACCAGAAAUCUGCGCAGACUAUUGCACACUUGCACAAGAAGCUCGAGCACUACCACAAGAAACUCAAAGAGAUCGAGCAGAAUGGUCCUGCGCGACAGCCCAAAGACGUCUUGAGGGACAUGCAGCAGGGGCUGAAGGACGUACGUGCCAAUAUGCGAGCAGGAUUCAGCGGUUUCGGAGGUGGAGUAGUGGAAGGAGUCAAGGGUGGAGUCUCUGCACUUACGCACACCGCCGUUGUCUCGAAACCCCGAGAGUUCGCCAGUCUCAUUCGCAACAAGUUCGGCAGUGCCGACAACAUCGCCCACAUGAAGGACACUUUGGAGGAUGGGCACACAGAGGAGACACCCAGAGCUCUGAGCGGCAGUGCCACGCUGGUCUCCAGCCCCAAAUACGGCAGCGACGAUGAGUGCUCCAGUGCAACUUCUGGGUCGGCGGGUGGAAGCAACUCCGGCGGGGCGGGAGCAACAAUGGGCAGCCCGCGACUGGACGGACAUCAUCACCACCAUCAUCACCACCACUCCUCCUCUUCCUCUUGGGAUGCCCUGCUGGAAGGCCUGCAGGAGAUCAAAGUCGGUCAGGUGCAUAUGGAGGAUGCCAUCGAGGACAUGAAAGCACAGCUGCAAAGCGACUACAGCUACAUGACCCAGUGCUUGCAGGAGGAGCGAUACAGAUACGAGCAUCUGGAAGAGCAACUCAAUGACUUGACGGAGCUGCAUCAGAACGAGAUGAGCAAUCUGAAGCAGGAGCUGGCCAGCAUGGAGGAGAAGGUGGCCUACCAGUCGUACGAGAGAGCGCGAGACAUCCAGGAAGCAGUAGAGUCCUGCCUCACCCGCAUUACCAAACUGGAGCUGCAGCAGCAACAGCAGCAGGUGGUGCAGCUGGAGGGCGUGGAGAACGCGAAUGCCCGAGCUCUACUGGGAAAACUCAUCAACGUCAUCCUGGCCCUGAUGGCGGUACUGCUGGUGUUCGUCUCCACCAUGGCCAACUUCAUCACGCCCCUCAUGAAGACGCGCGCUCGGGUCGGCGCCACCCUCGCCCUUGCGCUCUUCCUGGUCACACUGUGGAAACACUGGGAUUGGCUUGAGCUUUGCCUGUUGCCCAGCUGAAGAACGUGAACAAAACACACGUCCAGAACUUAAACUCUAACUGUGACGCAUCCCUUCCAUCGUACCAGAGGUGGGUGAGACCUUGAAGGACGUACAAGAAAGAUCCAUGGAGAUACGUGGCCUGAAGAUGGUGCUAGACCAUGGCUCUACAUUUCCUGUCUUUUCCUUCUGAAUGGGUUUCUUUUAGGGCUGCGCGAUUAAUAAGGAAGAGUAUCUUGUAUAGCUGGUUCUGUGAUUAGUAGUAAAUCUCCAUCAGGUGCUUUCAGAUGGAGCAGCAUUUUCUACAAAGAGCCACAGUUCACAGACAAGCUACAGAAAAAAAAAUCGCAGGCGAUAUAAUCGUGUGAUUUUGAAAUUGAAGAAAUUGUUCGCGAUAAUGACAGCUGUUUGCGUAGCUUCUCAGUGAACUAUGGCUCUGUGUAGCAUCCAUCUGAAAAUACCACAUUUAAUAACGUUUUUACUCCAAACUCAUAACGUCAGAUGAGUGUUUGAAAUAAAUACUUCUAUGAGAUAAUAUGGCUUCUUACGCAGAGUAAGGCACCCAACAUUAUAUUAAUUAUAAUUAUAUAUUAAUUAUAUUAUUAUGCGUUAUUAUAUUAAAAAUUAUAAUAAGAAGAACUCUGAUAAACCAUAAAUUGUCGUAGUUGUGUGUUUAUUAGUUACGUUGAAACAAUGAAAGCCGUUAAAUCUUGUUUAUUCAGCUAGCGCUAUAGAGAUUUCCUGGGUUUCUUCUGAGUUUCUCUGGCCUUCGGACGGAGAUUUACUAAUGAUCACAGAACCGUGCUUCACUGACAAGAUGCACACGACAAUCACAGCUUUAGCCUAAUCGUGAUUGCGAUUUCGAUUUAUCGUGCAGCCCUAGUUUCUUUCCUUUUUUUAGACCACUGAGCUCCUUUUUGCUUUAACUAAUGAAUGUUAAAACUGGUUCUUAGAGCGGACACAAGAAAUAAGUCUAGAGGAUGGUCUUCUGCUGAUGCAUGGCUUUCAUACCAACACAUGGUCACAUUUCAGAUCCAAACAGCUUCUGAAGGAACUCUUUCGAUGCUGACACCAAAACUGUCUCAAAUGUGCUGCGUUUAGUUUGUUUUGUCUCUGUGGACCUCAGUGUCUGUUACAUAUCUGUGAAAUAUCUCAUCACGGAGGAGAAUCAAACUUUCGUCAUUUUACUUUGUGAAUUGUUAAGUGAUAGGGCGGAAAGGCAGAAACGUAAUGUCAGUAGUCAAGAAUCAAUACUACUUUUGUCAUUAGAACAUUUUUGUAAACACAGUAAUAGUGUAACACUCACUGUCGGCAUGAUCAUAUUUCUCAUGUUUCUAUCCGUUUGCUAGAUCACAACACCACUGUAUUCGUCAUAAAUACAUUUGCAAAUAUA